GUAACUCACCCUCGUCCGGGUUGGCCAGUUUUCGCGAAGGAUAGGGCAUGUGGCAUCCGGUAAUGGAAAAUCAAAUGUUUUUUCCCUUUUUCCUUUGGAAACAGCAGAUGUAGGACUCUUCUCCUUUCCAUUGACUGUUUGUUCAAGAAGUCGACGGAUCCCGCGUGAAUUUUCCCGUCUUUAUCUGAUUUUUCCGAGAAGGCGGAAUUCUCCGGAUUCCGGGGAUAUAACAACUUUGGAUUUCGCAGAUCCGUCCUCCAUUCCAGGCUGAAAUCCAGGUUGUUAGAAUCCACAUAUUUAUCUCUCGGAAGAACAAACAAUGGGAACACCCGCAUUUCCCAAUCUGGGAAAGCACUGCUCCGAUAAGGAUUGCCGGCAGAUCGAUUUCUUGCCCUUCACCUGCGAUUGCUGCCAAAAGGUCUUCUGCUUGGAGCAUCGUAGCUAUGCUAGACAUCAGUGCCCAAAGGGCAACAAACACGAUGUCACUGUAGUGAUCUGCCCAUUGUGUGCCAAAGGGGUCCGUUUGAUACCCAAUGAAGACCCGAACAUAACUUGGGAGUCGCACGUAAACAUAGAGUGUGACCCCUCAAACUACGAAAAAGCCACUAAAAAGAGGAAAUGUCCCGUGCCUCGUUGCAGAGAGGUACUCACAUUCUCAAACACAGUCAAAUGCCGGGACUGUGAGGUUGACCAUUGUUUGAAGCACCGGCUUGGGCUUGACCACAAGUGUCCCGGGCCUAAGAAGCCCGAACCUGCGUUCCCACUAAUUGGGCUUUUUAGUAAAAAAGAUGAGCCCAAGAGUGGCCCAUCUUCCUCGUCGUCAAGAUGGACCACAAGCUUGCUCAAUGCUGCAACUUCAGGUAUAGCGAAAUUGAGCAAUGAUCUAAAUCAAACACUCCACAUUGGCAACAAAGAUGGAGGAGGAGGCCAAAGCAAACAUAAAGUAGAGAAAUGCCCUCUAUGCAAUCUGAGAUUCUCAACUGGUAAAGCUCUGGUGGAACAUGUACAGAAGGUUCAUGAAAAGAAUGGGGUGAUGAAUAUAACCAUUGAUGUCUGCCCAAUGUGCAGCAAAGGUUUUCGUGAUGCUGUGAAGCUUGUUGAACAUGUUGAGAGAGACCAUGGAGGGACUUCGAAACAAUCGAGAGCCUAGUAUGUUUUUUUCUUUCUUUCUUUGUUUUGAAACUGGCCCAGAGUAAAGAACAUUAUUUUCUGCAAUUGGUGUUGGGGUUUCAUCCCUCUUUGCCUCUUGUGUAUUUAUUAAUUCAAAAAUUAUUAUAAAUUCAUUCAUAAAUGUUAUGUAUAAGACUAUAACAAUAUAAUGUUAAUUUGAGG
Messenger RNA from Cuscuta campestris, 1332 nucleotides. The record is from the annotation of a GenBank genome assembly. Lineage: Eukaryota; Viridiplantae; Streptophyta; Magnoliopsida; Solanales; Convolvulaceae.